Ectocarpus sp. CCAP 1310/34 is the source of this 6078-nucleotide messenger RNA. Lineage: Eukaryota; Phaeophyceae; Ectocarpales; Ectocarpaceae. The record is from the annotation of a GenBank genome assembly.
AUGGAUGGGGGGUUGAGGCGAAGCACCAUCGUCUUCUGUACAGGUGCCGUCUAUCUGGAAGGAGGGUCCAGCUUGAACGCCGGAGGAGCAAACUUUACAGGCAACUCCGCGGACAUCUAUGGAGGUGCCGUGCACGCCCAGGACGCCUCAACGGUAACCACUCAAGAUGGCACGACCAACACCUUCCACGGCAACGCCGCCCGGCUAGGAGGUGCCAUCCACACCCAAGACAACUCCGACGUGACCUUCGGGGACGGGUUCGUGUCUCUGUCUAGCAACUCCGCACAGUUUGAAGGAGGUGCCGUUCAUCUGGAGCGGGAUUGCACCGUGCGGACGGUGGGGGCUACGUGGUUCAUCGGCAACGAGGCGGGGAACAGCGGGGGCGCCGUGUGGGCCUUCAACGGGUCGGAGGUGGUCAUUACCGGGGCCACUUCUUUCAUCGAAAACACCUCGCAGAACUACGGCGGUGCUGUAAUGGUGACGGAGGGCGCAGCGGUGCGCACCCGAGGCAACACGACCUUCUCCAACAACUUUGCGUACAACGACGGAGGCGCUAUCCAAUCGGAGUUUUCUUGCAGAGUUCAGAUUGCGGGGCGGACCUCGUUUUCCAACAACACCGUGGGCAACUUCGGAGGGGCGAUCAAUGCGCACGAUGACGUCAUCAUCACGACGGUGGGCGAAACUUCGUUCGUCGGCAAUACGGCGGAAGAAGGAGGUGCAGUGUACGCCGCCACCGGCGUCACCGUCGCCCUGUCCGGCACCCAGCUCUACGAGAACAACUCGGCCGCGAGCAACGGAGGUGCAAUCCGCCUCUCAUUCGCGGCAUCGGUGAGUAUCACCGGCCAGUCGGCCUUCCACGACAACUCUGCCCCUGACGGGUCUGGGGGCGCUAUUUUCUGUUCCAGCGUUCCUCAGGCGACCUUCAAGAACGCCAACUUUACGCGCAACUCCGCUCUCUGGGGCGGCGCCGUGGCGCUGUUCUCCUCCGGCGGCUCGGCCUCCUCCUCGUCCUUAUCCUCGGCUUCCGGUUCGACGUCGGAAUCCCGGGAGAUCGCCAUCUUGACGAGCAGCAGCGGCUACGACCCGGAAAACCUGACGCCUUCUCUCACCACAACCGCGGGGGGCGGCACUACGGUGACGUCACUGCUUGCGGCGGAAUCCGAUGGCGCCGACGACGAUGGCGAGGGGGGCCCUAGCACGACGGUGAAGUUUCUGGACUGCUUGUUCGAGAGCAACGGCGCCUCAGAAGACGGUGGAGCCUUGUACUCGGUGGCGAGCUUCGACGUCAUCCGGGGCUCCAACUUCUCACAUAACAGAGCAACCGCGUCCGGAGGCGCCCUCGUCCACGCGGGUGUGAUGGAGGAGAUCUCCGACACGACCUUCGUAGGAAACGCGGCGGGUAACGAGGGUCCCGCGGUGCUCAGCCUCGGCCUUCUGAGUUCCAUGGAAGGGGUCACGUUCGACGGCAACGACUUCUACUGCGAGGAGGGGGAGUUCGGCACCGAGACUCUGAUCGACAAGGACCUGUUCGGGGGUGCGGACCAGUGCCGCUUCAGACGCGUGUGCUCGAGGUGCGCGAGCGAGUGCGGCAGCGAGCUCGAGAGGACGGCGGAAUUGGUGGACGCCGAUACACUCCCGACGUGCGAGACGGCUCCCGAGGGGUCGCGGACCACCAGACGGGGCGCUACCCUAGCGACGCUCGAAGUCCUGCCCGGGUUCUACCGAUCUUCGGAGACGAGCACGGACAUCAGGGAGUGCUUCCACAAGAAGGCGUGCGACGGCGGUAGUGCCAUCGGGACGUACUGCUCGGAGGGGUACAUCGGUCCAUAUUGCGCCGUGUGCGCGGCCGGGUACUCCCCCGGCUACUCCCGCACCUGCAAGUCCUGCAUGGGGAACAGCAAGAAGAGCGCGCUAGUUUUCGCCGCGGCUAUCGGACUUCUUGCCCUGGCCGCGGUAAUGGUCCUGGUCUCCAGACUCGUGUCUGUCGUCGAGGUGGGCCCGCGGCAGCAGCAGCAGCAGCAGCAGCAGGGGAGCAAGGGUUGGAGGCGGACGUGCUCGGCGUUGCAGGCGCGCGUGAGGCAGACAGUGCCGCUGACGGCGGUGAAGAUUGUGGUUGUCGUGUGGCAGAUUGUGACACAGUACUCCGACGUGGCCGGCAUCGAGUACCCGGGCGCGUACCAAGACUUCCUGUCGGUGGUCGACGUCGUCAACCUCGACCUCGGCUUCAUCCUCUCCUUCGCUUGCGUGUAUGACACCAACUUCUACGACAGGCUGCUGAUGGCGACGAUAGGGCCCGUGCUGGUGCUCGGCCUCCUGGGCUGCACGUACGUGGUGGCCCGUCGUCGUAACCGACACUGCGAAGAGGCCAUGCGCGACGUUCAGCGCCGGCACCUCUCCGUGACCCUCUUCGUCAUGUUCGUCAUCUACGCCGCCGUCUCCUACACCAUCUUCGAGACCUUCGUGUGCGACACGCUGGACGACGGGAACUCCUACCUCCGCGCUGACUACUCUUUGACCUGCGACACCCCGCUCCACACCGCGUACCGGGUGUACGCCGGGCUAGCGGUCCUGGUGUAUCCCGUGGGCAUCCCGUGUAUUUUUGGCUGGUGGCUGUUCAAGAACCGCCACGAGCUGAAGCAGGAGGACCGCGAGGGCCAGGCCGAGCUUAGGCCGGCGGCGGACCUGUGGGAGCCGUACAAGCCGAGCGCAUACUACUACGAGGUGGUUGAGUGCUUCCGGCGUAUCGCCCUCACCGGGUUCGCGGUCUUCAUCUACCCGGACAGCUCCGCACAGGUGGCGAUCGUUCUACUCCUCGCAGCAGUCUUCAUGGUGGUGUCUGAGAUCCUGUCGCCCUUCGCCCGGCCCGUCGAGAUGUGGCUCUACCGCGCCGGACACUACGUGGUCUUCGCAAGCAUGUACCUGGCCUUGCUGCUGCGGGUGGAUGUCUCCGACGAGCGCGACCAGAGCCAGGAGGUCUUCUCCGGAGUAAUCGUGAUGGCUCACGUGGCCAUGUUCCUGGUAGUCGUGGUACAGGGCCUGCUCAUCUUCGUCGGAUGGGACGGCCUGGUGGACGCUCCGGACGUCCUAGUGGGGCGCGAAGUGGCCGUGUCCGCCGCCACCGCCGACGCCAACGACAACGUCGACUUCUGGGGUGUCGCGGGCUUCGGAUCGAGGGGAGGAAGCACCGACGACGGGAGCAACGAAAACCCCGGCUUUCUCGGCGUAGCUGCCGCCGCUGCCGCUGCCGCCGCUGCCGCCGCCGCCGACACCGGCACAUCGAGCGGCGGCGCCGUCGUGAAGGGGAAGGCGGCGGAGGGCGGCGGCGGUGUCGACAAGGCUAACAAGAAAAGGCGGGAGACCUGGGAGCGCCCGCUGCCGAACGCCAGGGACAGCUUCUUUUCGAGCGCGAGGCAGCCCGGUCUCGAGGAGGCGGCGGCGGCGGCGGCGGCGGGCGCCACCGGCAAGGGCGGCCGUGACAACGCGGCGAGAUUCACGAGCGCUCCGGGGAGAUCGGGUCCCAGCGGCAGCAGUGGCGGCGGCAGCAGUGGCGGCGGCGGCGGCGUUGGACGUGGACGUGUCGCCGACGGCUGUUCGGCGAAGAGGGUUGUGCGGAUGUCCACGUCCUGGGCGUCCUCUGCAGGCGGGGAAGCGGGCAAGGGCCCCCGUCUCCUAACGGUGCCAACGAGUACGUCGUGGGCGCCCGGGGAGAACGGCGCAGCAGCAGCGGCGGCGGCGGUACACAGCAACAAGAUGGCGUCGAACAACACGUCGUCGUUGCCGGCGGAAAAGGGGGAAAAAAUCGACCAAGAAGAGACUAGGGGGAGCAGAAAAAAACCGCCGUCGCGCAGCAGCCAAAAGAAAAAUGGAGGAGGCGACGACCGUUCUCGAUCGGGCCAAGAUCCUCCGAGGAAAGAGAGGGACCCCAAAAGUCGGGUGGUGGGGGCAAACACGUCUUGGGCGUCCUCGACGGGCGGCGGGGGCGCAGCUCCGAAGGUGGGGGGCCCGCAGAAAGGAGGCCACGAUCGGUCGAGCAAAGCGGCGGGAGAGGAUGCCCGUUUACCGGUGGUGCGGGCUAGCGCUUCCUUGGCAUCCUCGACGGCGGCGGGGGGCGGCGCGGCUUACACCGGCAAGACGGUGUUCAAGACGAUGCCGGUGGGCCACGGGCAGCAGCCAGCAGACGAGCGGAGCAGAAAUCCGGCUGCAAAUACGCCGUCGAAGUCGCUGGGCCCGAACAAAGCGGGCCACGAGCGGUCGAGGAAAAAAGGGGGAGAGGACCCCGGAUACCCGGUCGUGUGCGCUAGCGCCUCCUGGGCAUCGGGGAGGGAGGACGGAGGCGGCCCUGCUUCGGCGACAUAUCUCAGCGAGACCGCGCUCAAGACGAUACCCACGGGGAUAGCAGUGCGGGCAGACGAGAGGGGCAGAAAGCCGGCUGCUAGGCCGCUGUCUCUGGGACUGACCAAAGGGGGGUACGACCGUUCUCUCUCCGGCCAGGAUCCUCCCACGAAGCCUCCGAAGUUCAGCGACCUGAUGGGUCAACGGACGACAAACAAGUACGCGGACGAUGGCGGUGACGCCGGUGGUAUCGCCGUUGGGAUGACCUCCUCGCCCCGUUUGAGCGCAGAUCCCGGUGCGACGUCAGGUGGGAUGCUAGCGCCCCCGAGGGACCACGCUUCCUCGGGUCCUGAUCCCGCACCCCGAGAGUCUGACGGAGGCGUUGUCCUUGACCGGGUAGGCUCGGCGGCGUCGUCGAAGCCCGAGCCGGCCGGAAAGAGAGGAGGGAGGGCGGCCAAAGGAGAGGAAGGCACCAACAAACAGGCCGCCGGCGGUGGGAGCGGGGGGCGCGGUCGAGGACACGGGGUACGACGGGAAUGGGAAAGCGGAACUGCUGCUGAGAGGAUCGCGACGAAGGUGUCGCCGCCGGGUGAUGUCGACAAGCUCUCCUCGUUGGGGGGCCAGGUUGGUCUGUUCGCGACGCAACCGCCACCGAACAAGACCGUGGGAGAAAACAUUCGGGUUUGGGAGUCAUCGUCCGCCGCCGCAACCAAAGGAGGGCGGGGCCAAGCUGCCGGACGAUCGCCCAAUGGCAGCCUCAACGCUCCUUCCUUCACGAGGGACUUCAGGUCGCUGUCGGGUAGCUCCUUGGGCGGCGAGUCGGGAUGGAGCUUCGGUGGCCUAGGGGGCGGUGGCGGCGGCGGCGGCGGUUUCGCGGGCAACGCGAAGCGGUCGUUUUUCCCGGAGCCGUUGGCGCCGCUUUGUUCUUCGCCGGCCGGUGCUGCCGCCGCUGCCACCGCGCGCGGCGAUACCACCAGCAGUGUGGUGAGUUCGAACACCCCCGCGAGCAGCCGCGUCGGCGGGGGCUGGCCGGCAGGCCUGUGGAGCCGCAACAGGAAAGAAAUCAUUGAUCACUACGGGAACGGGGGCCCAGAGAAGGCGUGGGGGGGCUCGGUGACGUCGAAAACGAGACCCACGCCGGCUGCCGCCGCCGGCCGGGGGAGCGGUCGAGGACACGUGGCAGGACGGGAACCAGAAAGCGAAACUACUGCUGCUGUUGCUGUCGAGAGGGUCGCGACCAAGAUGUCGCCACUGGGAGGUGUCCGCAGGCUGUUGCCGUUGGAGGGCCAGGUUGGUCUGUUCGCGACGCAACCGCUACCGAACAAGAACGUGGGAGGAAACAUUCGGGUUUCGGAGUCAUCGUCCGCCGCCGCAACCAAAGGAGGGCGGGGCCAAGCUGCCGGACGGUCGCCCAAUGGCAGCCUCAACGCUCCUUCCUUCACGAGGGACUUCAGGUCGCUGUCGGGUAGCUCCUUGGGCGGCGAGUCGGGGUGGAGCUUCGGUGGCCUGGGGGGCGGUGGCGGCGGCGGCGGCGGUUUCGCGGGCAACGCGAAGCGGUCGUUUUUCCCGGAGCCGUUGGCGCCGCUUUGUUCUUCGCCGGCCGGUGCUGCCGCCGCUGCCACCGCGCGCGGCGAUACCACCAGCAGUGUGGCCUGUGGAGCCGCAACAGGAAAGAAAUCAUUGAUCACUACGGGGAUGGGGAGCCAAAUGCCCGUACGGAUCGAGAAGCAGAUUGAGGACGAGUAG